Molecule: messenger RNA, 730 nt
Organism: Papilio machaon (common yellow swallowtail)
Lineage: Eukaryota; Metazoa; Arthropoda; Insecta; Lepidoptera; Papilionidae
Exons: 3
Coding region: 404-730 (108 amino acids)
Source: RefSeq, a predicted model, not a curated record
AUUAAUUUAUUUACUAUUUCAUUUAUCUACUUUUAAAUCCCUAAAUUGAUGUAUAAGUGAAAAUCUUCAAUUGAAUUUUGUAUUCAGUGUGCAACUGUAUAAUUUGGCUACAGUUUAGAUUCAAUGUUGGAGUGACACGUAGCGAUAGCGAGGCCGAGGUGGAGGCGGAGGCAUCGCGGCGAAUUAAGUCUUCGCAAUAAAGUCAACAUCGCUACACAGAUCACGGACUCCUAUCGGAGUAAACAAGUUGGCCUAAUGAUAAGAAGAGCGCCGCCCGCCCUGGCCGCCGUAGCCGCCCGGCGGACAGUCGCGCGCGCCACCCCGCACUACGCACGUCUCCUACACAACACAUUAAAAAAAAACAUUUUAAAAAGUUACAAUAAAACCAAACUACACGAAAGUUAUGGAUAAGCCGUGGCGAGAACGAAGCGAACUCGGCGUGGCACCUUGGGAUACUGAAUACAUUAAAGAUCAUCGGAGAAAUUGGAACGUCGAAUCCACUACCGCUUUAGUUGACAAGGAAUUGGGUAGCCCACAAGCUCGAGUGGCAAUGGAUCGGUGGAGCGGUAAUAGCAACGCUUGGAGUGCGGCGCUAGGAGCGAUGGGCGGUGCGGGAACCGUGCUGCUGUUUGCAGCCAUCCUCUUGAUAUGGAGGAGACCGCGCCGGACUGAGCCCCACACUUUGGCACCAAUGGAUGUGGGACAAAAUGCGUUCAAAAUACAGUCGUGA